UGACAGCUCCUUUUAAAGAUGCUUCUAUUGUGUCACUUCCUGUGUGCUUCUCUAAUUUUAUAUCUAGCAAUCACAGUUGAAGCUUUGCUUUAAGACUGCCCAGGUACAGUUAGUUUAAUUCUGAUUUGUCACCCAUUAUUACACACAUGGGUCACAGACCUCCCACUUAAUGAUUAAGAGGGAUGUUUGUACUUUUGGUGAUUAGAUCUAAAAAUGAACAGAUCUCCAUACUCAACUUUUAAAUAGAGUGUUUACACUUUUUGUGAUUAAAAUCUAAAAAUUGGCAGGGGUUACAAUUUGAUCUUCACAAUCAGGGGAGAGUUAAUUAUUUUCAUUUUCACAAUCAGGAGAGUUAAAUUUAAUCUUCACACAAGAUGUAGGGGUAGCUGGUUUGCUGAGUAGCUCAGUGGAUUGAGAGCCAGGUUUAAAGAUGGGAGAUUCUGGGUUCAAAUUUGACCCUAGACACUCCCUAGUUGUGUGAUCCUGGGCAAGUCACUUAACCCCCAUUACCUAGCCCUCACUGCUCUUUUGCCUUGGAACCAAUGCAUAGUACUGAUUCUAAAGCACAAGGUAAGGUUUUUAAAAAAUGUAAGUAUAAGGCACUACACCUGCAAUAUCAUCUGAAUAGAAAGUUUCUAAUGAGAUGCUUCCCUCUCCUAGUGAAUAUAGGUACUUUAGGGCAACAUUGUUAAACUCAAACAGAAAUGGGUGUCACUAAUCCAUCAGAAGGAUCCCUGAAGGUCACAUAUUGACUUAGUUUUAAAGUGUAAUGUUAUUGAUGUUAUCUUGGUUGUACUAUAUUCUUAUUUAGUUUGUUACAUAUUUUACAAUUACAUUGUAAUCUAGUUAAUGAGGAUCAUUCAUUUGAUACAUUUGCCUCUGAGUCUUUAGAGAGUUGCUUAGAAUAGAGGUGAAAGAUUAAAAAAUAGUUAGUAAAUGUGUAACAAAAUGAAUAAAACUUUACUUUGUGCUUUUCUAAGUCAAUAGACCACAAAGAAAUCCUCACUAUUUGAGUUCAACUUCACUGACCUAGAACUCUGAGAGAUUAGGUGACUUAGUCAAAGUCACAUAGGCAAUGUGUGUCAGAGGCAGUCUUCCUGGCUUUGAGGACCCUUUUCAGUCUGUUGUACCACAUUGCUUAUCUUCCAAGAGUUUUCAUAAUUCAGUUGUCACCUAUGUUCAGUCAUUUUCAAUCAUGUCAGACACUUUGUGAUUUCUGAGGUUUCUUUGGCAUUUUCUUCCUCUAGUUUAUUUAAUGGAUGAAGAAACUAAGACAAAAAAGAUCAAGUGACUUCUCUAGGCCAUACAGAUGGUAAGUGUCUGAGGCUAGAUUUGAAUACAGCUUUUCCUGACUCUAGGCCAGGUACCCUAUCCACUGUGCCACCUAUCUGUCUUCAUUAGCCAUAUAUGAUAUCUGAUGUUGAGCCUUUCCAGACUGAAAGUGUUUUCCUCAAAAAGCAGAAUUGUCAAUAGGCCUGUACUUCAAGCCUUUUUCAGAUUGGAGGAACCCAUCAAGAGCUGGUAUUCCACUGACAAAAUAUUUGAGUGUCAAUUAUCUAUACCACCUGAGGCUUCAUUGUUGUUCAUUCAUUUCAGAUAUGUCCAACUCUUUGUGACUCCAUUUUAUAAAUGAGGAAACUGAGGAAAAUGGGAAUAAGUGACUUGUCCAAAGUCACAUAGCUAGUAAGUGUCUCAGGAUGAAUUUGCAUUUAGAUUUUCCUGACUUCAGGCCCUAUGUUCUAUCUACUGCGCCACCUAGCUGCUUUAGCUAUACCAUUUUAUAUACUAUGAGAAGACUUCAGAAGACUAAUGCACUGUGUUUUAAUUCCUUGAAGGUGUAUCGAAUUGCAUUUCAUCUCAAGAAGGGAUAAGGGGAAAAAGGAAGGGAGAGAAUGUGGAAUUUAAAAUGUUAGAAAUGGAAAAUUGUUCUUAAAUGUAAUUGGGGGGGAAAUAAAUUAUUACUGAAAAGAAGAUAGAAAAGAAAAUAAGUAUCAGAACCUACUAUUUGUCCCCAGGCCCUCCAAAUGUAUAAUUACCAAUUGUUUCUUCCCUGAUUUACCUCCAAGGAAAACAAAACAAAACAAAAAACAAAUCUACAAAAUGGAACUAGUUCUGAAAUCCUCAGAGAUCUUAAUUAGACCAAGUGUUUCUCCUUUAAGUCCCUCUUCUCCUAAAUACUUGCAGGCAUUGUUUCUCCACAAUUAAAAUGUUAGCUCACUGAGGGCGCACCUGAUUCAUCUUUGUUUUCCCCUAACACGAGAUUUCAUUCACAGAAAGUAUUUAACAAAUACCUGUUGAACUGAAGAAAGGAAUUAAUGAUUUUGUGAUUUCUAAUAGGUUACCUGCUCUAUCCAUAUUUAUUGAAUACCAAACACUAAAUUAGAAUGACUUAGCUUCUAAUCAAAAGGAUAUAUUGAAUAUAUACUGGAGAGAGAGAGAGAGAGAGUACAUUUCUAACAGAUCUAAAACUCAGAGCCUUCUGAUUUCAAGAAAAGUUUCCACAUGAAACCCCAUAAGGGAAGGGACUGAAUAGAGGAACUAGUCAGGGUAGACUCUUGAUAUGAGCCAUUCUCUUCCUUCUGUGGAAUCUGGAUACAUUGGAUGGAGGACUGAGCUACUACCUGAGUUGGCAUUCUCACUUAGGAAGUUUUAUGGAUGUCACUUCGUUUAAGUUUCAAUUCUCUCAUGUACAAAAUGGGCCAAUAAUAUUUAUGGUAUUUAUCAGAGGAUUGCUAUGAAGAAAGGACUUCAUAAGCCAUAAAGAAUUUUACAACUGCAAUUUGUUAUUUUCAAAGAAGAAUUUCGUUCCUGGUAAAGUGCUUGGGUUUUUGGCCAAAACCACUGGCUAGAGCAGACUUGUGAGGUUUACUGUUAUCCUUUAUGCCCUGGACAUUUUCUGCUAGCCUGUAUCAUGUGAUGGGUUGCUCAACUGUCAGAAACAGAGCUUUUUCUACUCACCAGCGCAAGAGGCCACACUGGUAGAGCAAUAAAUAGUACAGAACUUCUAAGCCAAUGUACCCUGUUUCCUACAAUUCCCCAGGGGUGUGAUUUCAAGGUUAUGUCCCAUUUGGCUUAGGCGAUGCCCUGGGGCCACAGCUGUACACACCAGUUGCUUGUCUGUUCUCAGAGAAGGGGUUUCUCUUCAUCCCUCCUCUGAUGACAGAAUAUGUGCAAUCUCUGAUACCAGAAGCCAAUCCCUUCUUGUUGUUAACGAGCAAGUUCUCUGAUGGUAGUGGAAGCAUUGAGUGUUUCCCCUGUGUAUUACAAAUGUUGCAAUGGAUAUUGCAUGAGUCACUCAGGUUGCUUGCAAUGUGAGCCUGUAGUUUUACCUAUUUCUCCAAAUGCCAUUCAAGAAGCUAGAGCUUCCUGAUCAACUCAGUUAGUUACCUGUGGAACAACUCAGUGAUUGGUCCAGUUGCCAAAAGGGGGGAUAUUAAUACCUCCCUCACUCAUAUGUUGGAUGAGGGAAACAUCAUUGCAUUUGUCACAACCUAUCAACCAACUCCAGGGAUCUGUAUGUUCAUUUUUGGAAAACAAUAUUACCUCUAGUGAACAUUCUCCAUUUUCUGCAAAAUGCAAACUUAAUUUUGUCAUUAAACUGUCUUAUUAAAGACAGCUUAAUUUUCUUGGGAGAAAAAAUAUAACAAGAUGGUGGAUCACUGGACAUUGGAUGAACUUUUAAAAUAGCUAUCUCUAAAAAGAACAAGAAACAGCCAAAAAAAUGGAAUAUCACAGAUUUGGAGCUGGAAGUGAUUCUAGACAUAUAAUCUCUCCCCCACCCCCACCUUCACCUUAAAAAUGAGGCAUUUCAGACAAAGAGAGGUUAAAAAACUUGCCCAGCAUCAUCCAGCUAGCAAGUGUCUGAAAUAUGAUUUGAACUCAGACCUUUCUAUAUCUAAAUCCAGUGACUGACAUUCACCUCUCUCCCACUGCCUUUUGAGAUGAAAGGAAAAGAGCUCUUCCUGAAGGACUAACCUGGGGAUGUUCAGUAGAAAGGGAGCCCAGAUUUGGUGACAGGGACUCAUCCCUAUUGGUCAUUCUUCUUGUUUUCAUGAAAAUGGUUUGGUUGAGGUGGGAGGGACUGAGGAAUUGAGUCUGGAGGUGGAUUAAACUAGCAAGUAUUUAUAUAGCACUUUAAGGUUUGCAAAGCACAGUGUCUAACAGUAUGGCCAUAAGCCCUUCUCAUGCUAGGAAAGUCCUUUGUUCUGUAGCAGUAGCUGCUUUCAUAUCCCACCCCCUCCCCAACUUUUUUCCCCCUUUUUACAGAUCUGUUUUAUAAUAAUAGCGGAGAGUCAUAUAACAUUUUCAGUAUCAUCUACAUUGUCUUAUUUGAGUCUCACAAAACCAUGUGCAAUACACACUACAGUUAUAAUUAUACCUGUUUUACAUAUGAAGAAACUGAGACUCAAGAGAUUAAGUGACUUGCUAUCACUGGUACAAGGCAGGUCUUGUGAUUUGGACCUAGAUCCCUCCAUGCUGACCAUUUCCAUGAUAUCACAUCAGAAUUCAAGGAAGAAGGGGAAGGAGACUUCAUUUUAUUCCUAUGUUUUCCUGUUACUUGUUAUUUUUAACACAUACUUGUUAUUUCCAAAAGCAGCCACUGCCCCUAGCAUGUGAGUAAAAGCAUUCUUGCCAGCUAAGGGCUUGCCUUAGACUUGAGUGUGAGAUCUUUCCACCGGUUUAUUUAUUCUGUCCUUCUAUGUGUGGGGCUGGCCAACUACUUCAACCAUUCCCACUCCCAUAGUCCCCUAGCAAAGGACAACAUACAAUAAUGCAAAUCCUUCCUAUAAGAGGGAGUAAAUAAGCAGAAGGCAAUGGCCUCUGACUUAAUAUUAUAAUCGUCUCAAAGAACUCUUUACAAACAGCCUGGAGGCUUGGAUCUCCAUCCAUUUGCAGACAAAGUGGAGGUGAAAGAUACCGAGACAAGGAACGAAUCCAAGGUUGUAUAAAGCAUCAGAGGGUGGAACUGGGACUCAGCAAACCUACCACUGGGGGGUUUUGCUGUGUAUGUCAUUUCUUUCUCAACAAAAGGACUAUCAUUUCUAGCCACACCUCUCUCCUUUUUUAAAAAUCGAAUUGUGAGCAAAGGCUAGUUAAAUGUUUCAGGGCAAGGCGAAGACAAAGAAGGAGAGGUGGGCAACACGGAGUUAGAUACAGAUAACUGCACAAGUCUAUGUAGUACUAUUGAAAUCCUAGAUUUUGAGGGUCAUUAGCUGAAUGCCAGUUCAGAGCCACUCCAGGGUGAUGGCUAGGGAUUAUGGUUUCCAGGGGGCCUGGUAAAAAAACUUCAAAGCCCCAAAAUAAAUAAAUUAAAUAAAUAAAGCUAGGCAACAGAUAACACCUUCGACCUGAUCCCUUCCUUCCUGAGCAGGCUAUGAGAUCUUACCAGGAGAUGCCCUGUUUUGGCUAAAGGAAACUUUUCUCUGACCCUGUCUCCUCUUUUAUUUUGCAAAUCAUGCCUCAUCUCCCCUUCCCCAGCCUCCGCUAAACCGUUCUUCCCCCCUCCCCCAAACACACCAGUAUCCCUGCGUCGCCGGCUUAGUCCACUGCCCACCCGGGAACCGGGUCGGAACCUCGAGCUCCAAAACGUUCCAUCCGGUUACCGUGGCAACACCAUCCGGCGGAGCCAGGAGGUCCAAUCGGAAUCUUCCGUAUCUCCGAAGCAGUGUCCAAGGUGGGGACGUGGGGGGACGAAGACAGGAAUGAGGAAAGGGGCGGGAGGGGGACCUGUCUUUCAGGGGCUCUUGGACUAUGCAAAUAAUCCCACUCCCCAGGGUCCUGGAGGACAGGCGAGGGCGUGGGGACCAAAAGCCGGGCAGGGGUCUCAGCCUCCUGUCAAAGGGGCGGAGGAAGGUCGAGUGACGCGAGCCUGGUUUGGAGCAGGCGGAGUUGGGACCUGCUUGAGGGAGGUAGGAGGGGGCUGGAUCCAGAAAGAGCAAAAGGCAGAGAAAAGGAGGAAGAGAGGCUAGAGUGGCUCACUGGGGCUGACGCUGCCCGAGCCACUCAGAGCCCCGGGAAUCUUCGCUCCUCUCUUUGGGGAAGAGCCCCCUUCCCCCACCUCCCUCCCCACUCCUGGGGCUCUCUCCUCCUUCCUCUCGCAACGCAACUUCAGCUCGAAGCGCACCUCCCUCUCCCCGCCUCCUUCCCAGCCUUCCCAGCCUUAGACUGUCUGGAGAGCUCGCCCUGGGACAGACCGGGAAACUUGAGCCCCUCGGAGCCUCUCUGGGAGACCUUCCUCCUCUACCCGACGGGCGGACGCUGCAGUCUUCGAACACCCCCUUUUUUCUCUCUGCCGCUCGGACUCGAACUCGACUGUUCACGCGCCUGAGAGGAAAGUCCUUCCCCUGGUCUACUUUUGCAAGCGCAUCCAGCUCCCCAGCCUCAACCGACUGCCUAGGUCCGGGAAAGAAGGAUCCUACCCGACAGGAAAAGCUGCGAACUCCGGGAGCCAGCUCGUCUCGUCCUUCUUCUCUCCGCCCUCCGCCACGCAUCUCUCUCCUCUCUACGUGGGGCUCAGGCUGAAACCCUGAACAACAAAACGCAGAUCUCUCCCGACCGCUGCCUUUUCUGUUUUUCCCUCCCUCCCUCCUUCCUUUUUUUCCCCCCUUUUCCUUUGGAGGAAAGAUCCGUGGGCGCCUCAGAAACUACAGACUCUCCUAGAGACCACUUCAGAGCUAAAAUAGACUCAGGGACGUGGGGUCCCCAGCGUUUUCUCCGAACCUCCUCCCCAAUCUCCAUCCAGCACUUGAGAAAACCCCAGACAGCCCCCAGACAAACCCAAGACCGCUCCGGGGAAGAAAAUGUGGUGGUUUUGAGAACGGAACCCCCCUUUCUAGUCCCCAAAUAAUCUAUGCAGCUAUGUCUUCAUUUAUAGGCGCUUCUGCCUGGUCUAGGCUUCCCAACAGCUGAGACGCGCCCAGGACUGGGAUGGAGCUCUGUGCAGCGACUCUCUGAUCCUACCUCCCGGCUACCCAGGGAGCUAGCCCAGGGAGCGGAGCUGUCAGACGGACCGCGGCGGGCGCGGACACUCGCAGAGUCGGAUCGGGGUGCUGGGGUGGGGGGGGCGGGGAGGCGCCGAUGGACGGGGAGAUGAAGGUCUGAGGCUCGGUUCUGUGAAACGUGACCAUGUGGAUUAAACAGCUCUUAGGAAUCAGUUCGAUGUCUGUCCACUGGUCGGGUUGCCCUAUAGGAAGCCAUGCUUGGAUACUUAUAGCCAUGUUUCAACUAGCCAUGGAUUUCCCCACCUGUGAAUCUCUAGCCCAAGGCCCGGAGUUUAGGCUCUUGCCUCGGCCUUUCCACAAUCCCCGAUUGUGGAGUUUUAAGAGUGGACUGGCAACGAAGGUCCCCACCCCUUUAUGGAACCUUCUUUCAUCCCAUCCUGAACGUGCACAUGGACAAAUACAGAAAUAUCAUUCCAGAGGGACCCACAGAACCAGGAACAAGGGGGUCAUCCCUUUGAAAAGUGGGUCAUUGAAACACCCAGAAGCUGCCAAAUUCAACCCUUCCAUUCCGUCCUUGACAAACAGUGGGAGGAUAGAACAGCAGACACCUUUGAGAAGGGACAAAAGGCAUCUACAAGGGGGUAGUUUGAAUAACUUUGACUUCAGAGGGAGCAAGCCCACAGUGGAAACUGAAUUUAUUGCCUGGGGUCCCACAGGGGAAGAAGAAUCUGUAGAAUCUAGCACAUCUCCUGGGAUUUAUGGCCCCACCACCGUCUCCAUUUUGCAAACCAGAAAGACAACUGUGGCUACCACCACCACCACCACUACAAGCUACAUCACUCGACAGCCUAAGGGGUUCACACCAUCCCUUAGUCCUGUUAUUAGUCAGAACAGUCCUAACUACCCUGGUAGGAUUAGCACAACAGAAUCUUCCCCUGGCCCCCAGGGCAAUGGCAAAGACAUCACACCACCACGGAUUCUGGGCGAGACCUCAGGUCUGGCUGUCCAUCAGAUAAUAACCAUCACUGUCUCCCUCAUCAUGGUUAUAGCUGCUCUGAUUACAACUCUUGUCUUAAAAAAUUGCUGUGCACAAAGUGGAAAUACUCGCAGAAACAGCCACCAACGGAAAAUCAAUCAACAAGAAGAGAGCUGCCAAAACUUGACAGACUUCACCCCUGCCCGGGUGCCUAGCAACUUGGAUAUCUUUACCGCCUAUAAUGAAACCCUGCAGUGCUCACAUGAGUGUGUUAGGACCUCAGUGCCCGUGUAUACUGAUGAGACUUUGCACCCAACUGGGGAGUAUAAAACCACCUUUAAUGGAAACAGACCUUCUUCUUCUGACCGACAUCUAAUUCCUGUGGCCUUUGUGUCUGAGAAAUGGUUUGAAAUCUCCUGCUGACUGGCCGAAGUCUCUUUUACUUCCUGGGGGCAGGGCAGACGCCAUGUGUCUAUUUCCUGGAUUCCGUUGGUGAACCUGUAAAAACAAAACAAAAAAAAUUUAAAAAAAAAACAAAAAAGUGAAAAAAAACAAAAAAAUUGAAAACUUUAAAACUCAAAAUCGGGGAAAGAGUCCCCAAACCUAUCAUUUCUGUUUGCCAUUGGAGAACUCAUGGAGCAGAACUCUAUAGGCCAAAUAUAUUUUUAUAAAAAAAAGGAACGUGCCUAUAGGCAACCUGUAUUGUCCCCAAGGAAUUUUGGGGGGAAAGAAGAGAAAAGUUUCCAGAAAUAAAUGGGGAAAUGAUGCUCUGAAGACAGAGGGAGAAAAAGGAGGCCAAGUGCAAAGGCCAAGAUGGACCGCCUGGAGAUAUGGAUUUGGACAAUGAUUCUGAACCUGUGCCAAUAACACCAUUACGUGCCAUGUACUGAGCUGAAAGAUUUCGUUUCAAACAUGAAGCUAAGUUAACUACACAUAGAAAUAUUACAGAAAACAGGGUUGGGGGUUUCUCUUCUGAGACAGUGAAUAUUUCUGGUUAAUAUACAUAUAUAAAUAUAUAAAUACAUACAUGGAGUCACACACAGACACCUUUUUUUGUACUGUAGCAAUUUUUGAAGCUCUUAAAUGUUCCUUUUUAAAGAAAAUGUGUCAUGGGUUACAGAAUCUGAUUUAUUUAACAUGCUUAGUAUGGACUAAAUAAACUGGUGUUUUUUACUUCGGCA
Molecule: messenger RNA, 9098 nt
Organism: Monodelphis domestica (gray short-tailed opossum)
Lineage: Eukaryota; Metazoa; Chordata; Mammalia; Didelphimorphia; Didelphidae
Gene: AJAP1
Product: adherens junctions associated protein 1
Cellular component (GO): cytoplasmic side of plasma membrane; cell-cell contact zone; adherens junction
Molecular function (GO): beta-catenin binding
Source: RefSeq, a predicted model, not a curated record